AUGAACAAAUCUGACAAGAUGAGUACUUCUGAUGUUGAUGAAGAAAUUGAGUUUGUUAAUAAAGACCUCAAGAUACAGGUAAAAUGUCCUAUUUGCCAUUCCCAGAUGCUAGAAGACGUCUACCAAACAGGCUGCUGUGGAAAGCUCGCUUGUCACACAUGUGACAGUAGACUUAAGAAAGAUGGGAGCAAUUGUUUUAAUUGUAGAGAGCAAUACAAAUCACAUCCUGAUAAAAAUGCACGGGGGCUUAUUCAGGAUCUGAAAAUGCAUUGUCCCAAUGCAAAAAAGGGCUGCAAAUGGAUUGGAGAAGUACGUGACCGUAAAAAUCAUAUUAAGAAAGGAGAAAGAGAUGGAGAUAAAGUUUGUAAAUUUGAAGUCAUUGAAUGCUGCUAUGGCUGCAAAAGAAAAGAUACAAGAAAAAACAUGGAUAAGCACGAGCCAGAUUGCCCAGAAAAGCCCUACAAGUGCCAGUAUUGCAAAGAAACAAUCAAGCAAAAGGACGAAGAAAGUCAUAUGAAGAGUGAAGUUCCAAAGCAUUUAGAAUGUGCGUUUGAUAAAUUUACACAAGAAAUACAAUCCCAGAAAAAAGAAAUAGUAAAUAUGAAAUUAGAAAUGCAGGCCAGUGAAUCAACAAGAUUAGUAACAGAGUUACAAAAUCAAGUAACAGAAUUGCAAAAUCAGGAAACAAGAUCACAGAAGGAAAAUAGAGCAUCACAAAAUGAAAUAACGCAAUUGAAUAAUAGAGUUGCUGAACUUGAAGGGCAACUGCAACAGUUGCAAGCCAGAAGAGGAUUGUUCUCUUGCCUAUUUUGUCGACGUCCUCCUAAUAACUAA
Messenger RNA from Amphimedon queenslandica, 834 nucleotides. Its product is annotated as TNF receptor-associated factor 4-like. NCBI's taxonomy places the organism in Eukaryota, Metazoa, Porifera, Demospongiae, Haplosclerida, Niphatidae. The transcript has a single exon. Gene Ontology annotation, molecular function: zinc ion binding. The record is from RefSeq and is a predicted model, not a curated record. The coding region runs from base 1 to 834 and encodes 277 amino acids.